Molecule: messenger RNA, 1902 nt
Organism: Mus caroli (Ryukyu mouse)
Lineage: Eukaryota; Metazoa; Chordata; Mammalia; Rodentia; Muridae
Source: RefSeq, a predicted model, not a curated record
GCCUUAUUUCCCUGCUCUCUGUUCCUCUCCGUUGCAAGCAGGCUGAAAGAUUGGUCUGAUGUGUUUUCAUCUCUGCUGACAGGGGCCUUAGGGAAUUGCCAGCGAUCUACGACGUGGCGACAUGAUUCUACAGAAUGCAGUGACUUAUAAGGAUGUACAUGUGAACUUCACUCAGGAGGAGUGGGCUCUGCUGGAUCCUUCCCAGAAGAAGCUCUACAAAGAUGUCAUGCUGGAGACUUACAGGAACCUCAUGGCUAUAGGAUUUAAUUGGGACGACAAAAAUAUUGAAGAACAUUGUCAAAGUUUUGGAAGACACACAAGGCAUGAAAGAAGUCAGAGUACAGAGAAACCCUCUGAAUAUACUCAAUGUGGUAAAGCCUUUGCUUUACAUGCUCACAGUCAUGCUCAAAGGCAUGAAAGGAUUCAUAGAGAAAAGAAACCCCAUGGAGUUAUUCAAUUUGUUGAAGACUUUGCUCAACAUAGUCUCCAAAUUCAUAAAAGAGCACAAACUGGAAAGAAACUCUAUGAAUGGAAGCAAUGUGGUAAAGCCUUUGAAGAUCACAGUCAUCUUAAAAUGCCUGAAAGAAUUCAUACCGGAGAGCAACCUUAUGAAUGUCAUCAGUGUGAAAAAGCCUUUUCAACUCACAGUAAUCUCCUACAACCUAAAGGGACACAUACUGGAGAGAAAUGCUAUGAAUGUAAUCUGUGUGGUAAAGCCUUUUCACAACCUAGUCGGCUUAAAAGACAUGGAAGAAUUCAUACUGGAGAGAAACCCUACAGAUGUGAUCAAUGUGAGAAAGCCUUUUCAGAACACUGUAAUCUCCAGAAGCAUAAAAGAAUACAUACAGGAGAGAAACCCUACAAAUGUCAUCAAUGUGACAAAGCCUUUUCCCAACAUCAUAGUCUCCAAAAGCAUAAAAGAAUACAUACAGGAGAGAAACCCUACAAAUGUAAUGAAUGUGAUAAAGUAUUUAGACAAAGCAGUGAUCUCCAGAAGCAUAAAAGAAUACAUACAGGAGAAAAACCCUACAAAUGUAAUCAUUGUGACAAAGCCUUUUCCCAACAUCAUAGUCUCCAAAUACAUAAGAGAACACAUACAGGCGAGAAACCCUACAAAUGUAAUCAAUGUGACAAAGUCUUUUCCAGGCAUAGUACGCUCCAAAUACAUAUAAGAAUACAUGCUGGAGAGAAACCCUUCAAAUGUAAUGAAUGUGAGAAAGCCUUUUCACAAUAUAGUAACCUCCAGUCGCAUAAAAGAAUUCAUACUGGAAAAAAACCCUACAAAUGUAAUGACUGUGAGAAAGCCUUUUCACAACAUAGUAACCUCCAGUCGCAUAGAAGAAUUCAUUCUGGAAAGAAGCCCUACAAAUGUAAUACAUGUGAAAAAGCCUUUUCAAAACAUAGUAUACUCCAUUCACAUAGAAGAAUUCAUACUGGAGAGAAAUCCUACAAAUGUAAUCACUGUGAGAAAGUCUUUUUAGGACCUUAUGAUCUUCAAAGACAUAAAGGAAUAUAUACUGGAUAGAAACCCGAUGAAUGUGUUCUAUGUGUGAAAGCCCAUGUAUGUCACAGGAAUCUUCAAAAGCAUAAAAGAAUUCAUACUGUAAAAGCUUAUGAAUGUAUAUAAUAUGGUAAAAUCUACAAAUAUCCAUAGUCUUCAUCAUCAUGAACAUAUUUGUAUUGGCAAGAAACCCUCUGAAUAUUAGCUGUGUGCUAAAACCUAUCCCAACACACUUAUCUCCUAAUGCAUCAAGGAGCACAUACUGGGGAGACAGAGGUGUGGGGGGGGGGACUUAUGAAUGUACACAAUGUGGUAAACCUUUGCAUAUGACAGUCAUCUUUUUUUUUUUUAAAGAUUUAUUUAUUUAUUAUAUGUAAGUACACUGUAGCUGUCUUCAGACA